Messenger RNA from Drosophila bipectinata, 568 nucleotides. Its product is annotated as accessory gland protein Acp62F. The record is from RefSeq and is a predicted model, not a curated record. Lineage: Eukaryota; Metazoa; Arthropoda; Insecta; Diptera; Drosophilidae.
AAAAGGAAAACAAACAAAUCAAGUAUUGGAAGUUUUUGUUUUUGAGUUUCUCGAGUUAUCAGGAAAGUGAAAUGGUGGUUGGGUGGGUUUUGUGUUAGUAUUUGCACGGCGAUGAUCGGAUGGAGGCAAUUAAAUGAAACCAGCUGGCAGCAAAUGGAAAUUGUGCUUCUCUGAUUAGUUUGAGCUUGAUCCAACUUGGAGGAUGAUGUGCUCCAGUUUUCUGCUCCUGCUGCUGCCAGCUAUAUACAUCCCAACACUGAUGUCCGACAGCUGGUCAUCGGAAACGGUUUUGAGCCACAAACUAGACCCGGAUCCGAAUCGGGAAAAGUUCAUCUGGAAUCCGUUUCCGGGCAACUGUGGUCUCAAUGCCAGCAUGGUGCGGUGUGCCGGAGUCUGCCCAGAAACCUGUCGCUUUAAGUCCCAGAAGUGUCCCCAGUAUUGUGGCGUCAAUUGCAAAUGUAAAAGUGGUUAUGUUUUCAGCGACAAUCUACUGAAAUGUAUUUUGCGACAAGACUGCCCCAGCCACAUACAGCAACAGGUUGUGGAAACGCACCGAGUCUUUCAGUAG